CAAGUGAACAUACACUGUUCGCCUCUCGUCACGCUUGGUUUUGCGGCCUUUGCCCUCUGUGACCUAACUCAGGCAUCCUUGUUCCCAUCUUCGGGAAUCGAAGGUAAACCUACAACCAUCAAUGAUUUUGGCGGCUGUAUCAAUAUUUUCGAAAAUGAUGAUGCGCAAGUGAUCCUACGGCCUCGCAUCUGCUCACAUUCUAAUUCAAACGUCGAACGCGAGUUCUUCGAGUCUGAGGAUUGUGAGCAUCCGCUGGAAAGUCUAAAGGGGAGAACGACAAAUUCAUCACGAGCAACAUUCAAUCCGUCUUUUGUCUCGAGGUCUCGGAGGAUGAAGUUUAGUAUGACCAUGAGGUAG
Messenger RNA from Clonostachys rhizophaga, 357 nucleotides. The record is from the annotation of a GenBank genome assembly. NCBI's taxonomy places the organism in Eukaryota, Fungi, Ascomycota, Sordariomycetes, Hypocreales, Bionectriaceae.